Messenger RNA from Aureococcus anophagefferens, 189 nucleotides. RefSeq lists its product as hypothetical. Gene Ontology annotation, biological process: protein ubiquitination. The annotation marks the transcript as partial. NCBI's taxonomy places the organism in Eukaryota, Pelagophyceae, Pelagomonadales, Pelagomonadaceae. The transcript has a single exon. Gene Ontology annotation, molecular function: ubiquitin-protein transferase activity. The record is from RefSeq and is a predicted model, not a curated record.
CCCGACGCCUACACCUGCCCCAUCACGCGCGAGCUCAUGCGCGAGCCCGUCGUCUGCGCCGACGGCCACACGUACGAGAAGGCGGCCAUCGAGGCCUGGUUCCUCGAGGACAAGUCGACGUCGCCGAAGACGGGCCUCGCGCUCGACUCGAAGCACCUCGUGCCCAACUUCGCCAUCCGCUCGGCCAUC